This is a messenger RNA of Camellia sinensis, 1176 nucleotides long. Its product is annotated as poor homologous synapsis 1. NCBI's taxonomy places the organism in Eukaryota, Viridiplantae, Streptophyta, Magnoliopsida, Ericales, Theaceae. The record is from RefSeq and is a predicted model, not a curated record.
CCCAAAACGAAGAGAAAGCUAAAAUUUGAAAAUGGCGGGAUCUGUGGUUGCAUUAGCGAGCGAACACAUGGAGAAGCCGGUGACCGCCAUUGCAGACCAGUGGGAGGUUGAGUACUCUCGAUUCUUCAACUAUCCUUCUCUCUCCUCCACUUUUCCCACUCUCAUUCCUCUCCCCGACGUCCGAAGAGACCGCUUCAGAGGCACUUGGAUCUCUUCAUCUUCCACCGCAUCUCUCAAUAUCACUGCCGAUCACUCCAACUCCGAUUUCAUUCUCACCGUCAAUUUCCUCGGUAAAAUCCACGAGGAGCAUUACAUUUCCAAGCUGUAUUUCUCCUGGCCUCACGUGUCAUGCGUAUCUGGAUUUCCUUCUAGGGGUAGCAGAGUUGUUUUUGUAAGCUAUAGAGAUUCUUCAGGCCAGAUCCAGAAGUUUGCGUUUCGGUUUUCAACAACCUGUGAAAUAGAAGCAUUCAUGAAUGCUCUGAAGGAGAUUUUGGAGGAUGUGAGGGACACUGGGCUUCCACGUAGCAACUUUGCAUCCGAAAUGUCAUACCAAUCCGAUUUUGUUCCUUCUGAUGAACCGUACAGACCUAAGGAAGACUGGAGUGCGACAGCUACGAUAGACUCAUGUACCUAUCAGAUGCAGUCAAGCUCGAAAUAUGAAGGUGGUCAAAACUCAAAUUGCCAGAAUGCUGUACUAAAUGGUGAUAUUGAAAGCAUUUUUGCAGCAUUCCCUCCUGGCUUCACGUCAUUGAUGAUGAGCUGUCAACCUGUGGCCGAACAAGCUAUAGCACAGCCAACUGAACCUGAGGAUAAUGAUCUUAGAUAUCAAAUCACGAGAUAUUUGGGAGAUAAAUCCUUCCAAGAUAUAUUGUGCAAAGUAGUGAAAGUUAUGAAUGAAAUUGGAGAUGAUUUGCUGCUGUGACCGACCAUAUGCUGCUUUCACCCCAUGAGCUGGACUUUUGCAACAUCUAACCCUGAGAAGGGUUCACUAAAUGUUCCUUUUGUCGUAACAUACUCGGUACAUAAAUGAGCAAUUUUUCCAUAUGAUGCUGUUCACCGGAAUUUCUUUCAUAACACCACCAUUUUGCUUUGUAUUAUGUUCAAACUUAUUUGUUCAGUGUUAUAUCCAUUACAUGUUCCUCUUUUCUGACAGAUUCUAGUAGCAAUUGAAAAGAA